This is a messenger RNA of Macroventuria anomochaeta, 1389 nucleotides long. RefSeq lists its product as uncharacterized. Gene Ontology annotation, molecular function: protein tyrosine phosphatase activity. The record is from RefSeq and is a predicted model, not a curated record. NCBI's taxonomy places the organism in Eukaryota, Fungi, Ascomycota, Dothideomycetes, Pleosporales, Didymellaceae. The transcript has 2 exons. Bases 1 to 1359 code for a protein of 452 amino acids. Gene Ontology annotation, biological process: protein dephosphorylation.
AUGUCGGCGCCCAAUUCAGUGCCCGUCUCUCCUGCAUCGUCGAAGCGCUCGCGCAGCAAGGACAGCACGCGAUCAGCCACAUAUGCCUCGCUCAACACGUCCGCCGCGAGCACCACCUUCAACACACCGGCGGUAAGCACGCACAGUCUUCUGCCUCCACUAAACGUGGGCCCGUCCUCCAAUGGAGACCAAUCGCCGGACUCUACCCCAUAUCCCGCCUUCCUGAGGCCGAGAAGAGCAGGCAGAGCAGCUAACUCCUUCGCAGCACAACUUGACGGCAAGUGGAAUGACUUGGAGUGGGCACAGAUGAACCGUCUUCGAGACGGCAUGGCACCGACCGACAUCGAAGAACCGGCCCAGUGGGCACGUUGCAGCGGCGACGCCUAUGCUCCUCGAAAUCGCUACAUGAAUGUCGACCCCUACCAGGCGAAUAGAGUACACUUGGAGGUCCCCGAGGGUGUAUUCGACUACAUCAAUGCCUCUCCGAUUACCCUGAAGUCGACCAAGUCAGGGACAGUCAUGAAGUACAUCGCAACACAAGGACCCAAGGCUGAUAGUUGGUCCCAUUUCUGGCGCAUGGUAUGGAAGGAAAACGAGUCGCCCGCAGUGGUCGUUAUGGUCACCAAAACCCACGAACAAGCUCGUGAAAAAUGCUAUCCUUACUACCCCCGAUCGAUAUCCGAACCGGAUCUGCGCAUCAAUGAGCACGACGAAUUCGGCGACGGCUUCAUACACGAUCUGCAUCUGAAGGAACUAUCGCAUGACCAGGAAGCUAGGACAGAGGUCAGGGAGAUCGACAUGACAACAGAGGACCGAAGCGAAUCGCGCAAGGUCUGGCACCUGCUAUUCGAAGGCUGGCCAGACUUCUCGGUCCCUGAAGGCGCAGACAAGGCGGCUUUGUUGAAGAUGGUGGAGCUGUCGCGCGAGAAGAACAGCAACAAUUCGACAAACCCGCGCAUCGUCCAUUGUAGCGCAGGUAUCGGUAGAAGCGGCACAUUUAUUGCUCUGGACUGGCUGAUUCAAGAGUUGGAAGAAGGCUCAUUGGACAAUCCAGCCGACGACGAGGACCCCAUAAUCAGAGUAAUCGAGAUGCUUAGGGAUCAACGACCCAUGAUGGUUCAGUCGAAGCAACAAUUCUUUUUCAUAUACGACACCCUCCGCGAACGGUGGCGCGAGCGCUGGAUCACCCAACACCCCGAAGAAGCGAGUCGACUCGGCAUCACACCCGCUGCGCAAGACGAAGAACCGGCGCUUAAGAGACAGAAGAGCAACGUGGACAGUGAUGCGGAUGCUUCUUUUGUGAGUGAUGCAGAGCGGGCAAAGCUCGAAGCUGAGCUCAUGGGCGCCGACUACGAGUGAUCUCCAGACUCUGGUUAACCAUCUUCAUUU